AUGUAUAUCACCGGACUUAAAUUUCGACUAUCUAGGAAUGCAAGUCGGCCGGGACUAGGACUUCUUGGAAGUCAGACCAGCAUUCCCAAGGAGUGCUCGCUCUCGGCAAGACUCGACACACGAGAUUCUGAUUCGGAUUCGGAUUCGGAUUCUGACAUUGCAGACUAUCCGUACAUGUGUUCGUUAAUGUAUUCCGGAAGUCACACGUGCGGCUGCGUGAUCAUAUCAGCCAGUACAAUCCUGACGACGGCGCAGUGUGUCGAUGGUAGAAACCCAAGCCUGUUGAAUGUUAUUGUUGGUGAGACUGACGGGACAAGCUGUGUCGCUAUUCCAUUACAAGACGUUAAAGUGCAUGAAGACUUUAACACUGGAAUCUACAGAUCCUACAACGAUGUUGCCAUUGGUAACCUGGCGAGUCCGCUUGACUUGUUCAACCCUCUGAUCGAAGCAGCAACGUUGGCAAUAGGACCAGACGACUUUAUUGAUCAGUCCUGCGUCUUCACCGGCUGGGGCAGCACCAACUCAACCACAAGGUUUCCCGAAAUUCUUCAAAAGGCCAAUUUGACCGUUAUAUCUAACGACGGCUGUCGUGCUAAUUUUAGUACCAUCGACAUUGGUGAGGGCCAGAUCUGCGUACACGACGACGAUAAAACUAUUUGUCUGGUUAGUGAAUAA
This is a messenger RNA of Gigantopelta aegis, 675 nucleotides long. Its product is annotated as fibrinolytic enzyme, isozyme C-like. The transcript has 5 exons. Bases 1 to 675 code for a protein of 224 amino acids. The record is from RefSeq and is a predicted model, not a curated record. Gene Ontology annotation, biological process: proteolysis. Lineage: Eukaryota; Metazoa; Mollusca; Gastropoda; Neomphalida; Peltospiridae. Gene Ontology annotation, molecular function: serine-type endopeptidase activity.